GCCAAUAACAGUUGUCGCGCCUGCAUCUUUUGCAGACGGGACCAAAGCUGGGGCAAUGAUGGGGGGCCCCGGUCAGGGUGGCAAGCACUGCCCGAACGCGACCGGCGCUGAGGAUUUCGAAGUGCACACGACUCCAGGGAAGAGGACGCGCCAUCCAGUGACGACUAAGAAGCGCUCGAAGAAGCCCGGCACAGAGCCCUGGUGCGACGAAGCGGAAGACGAGCCGACGACGCCGCAGCUGCCGUGUCGCACCAGACCGGGAGGCCACGAAGCGACGUCCUCCACGCAGCAAGGGAACACGUCUCAGACGGCGAGCACAAUUGUCCGGACAGAACAAAAGACGCCAACGAAGGAGACAACGACGUCAGCGAGCACGGCCACUUCAGGGGGUGUGGCUAGCAGCACUACCGCUGUCUCACCGAAGAGGCGCACGCCUGGUUUCCCGGUGGUCGAAGAGGAGACCAUUCCACCCGCUGUUGAGCCGAAGACGCGUUAUCGGCGCAGUACCAGCACUGCCAGCACAGUCGCCAGCACAGAGUCCACCACAACUACCACGACCCGGACGCCCCUGGUGUGCACCGUGGGCGGCGGCGUCCUCGCGUUCACCGCUUACCCAUCGCCGGCCAUAUGCAGCUACGUGUUCUACACGCACGUUCUUGUCUCCGGCGGGAAGCUGCGAGGCUCCGAGUCCGGCGAAGGCUUGCAGGACUUUGUGCGCUCGCUCAGGGAGGACGAGUUUUCCGGCUAUCCCGGUGGCGUAUCCUUCGACGCACGGUACCUCAAUGCAACGUCGCUGGAUCACGGUGCAGUCAAGUUGGAACUGGAGGAGCUGGCCGCCCAUAAUAUUAGACACUACGGCAUCCUCAACAUUAUCUCUGUACCGAGUUACAUGCCUACGCUUGUGACCACUGUCGGAGCUGUUGUGACGAAACUGAGGCAGCUGCAGGGAGGUGACCGAUCCGCGCACCUCGUGCUUGCGUCAGGCAUCUGGAACUACAACCAGUCCGGCGCCUGGGCCGUCUACCAGGAGCAGUUUGGUGUGAUGGCCAACUAUGACGUGGACAUCGUCAUCAGCAUCAGCAGCGUGCGAACCAUGCCGUUGCACGAGCGUUGCCAGGUGGCGCCAACAACCGUCUGGAAUACAACUAGCGCCGCCUACCCGGGUUUCGACAAGCAUGCGACGCUGCUCCUCAACUCGACAACGUACCCGCGCCCCGACCUCUACGUGGGGCUGUCCUUCGAGAUGGGCGUCCUCCUGUACCAGCUGAAGGACCCAUCCACGCCUCGGGAAAGGGUGCCAUACGCGCCCUGCACCGAUUUUGCGUUGGUCGGGUACGAGCAGGUGUGUGACCCAAACGUGAGCCUAAGCCGGAUGGACGAGUUGCCGGCGGAGUUCGGAGCGAGCUCGUCUUCUGUCUUUUUCUACGACAGCUGGGAGACCAUGAAGCGCAAAGUAGACAGCGUGAUGAAGCUUCCGGUACGCAAGAAAAUUGCGUGGCUGCUGUUCGACACACACCUCUCUGACGUUACUUGGGACUGCACCGAGGCCAAGGAGCGAGAGGAGGCAUUCCAGGAGUACAUAGCAAACUUCGGCUGACGUCAUACGCGUCCCUUUGCCAAACAGGCCGGAGUAGUAAAUGAAAAACAAAUAUUACGAAGAGAUUCUUCGGGUCAUUAGUAUUGGUUUGUUUGCUUUUUUUACUUUAUUCGUGUUCUGGGAAUUACCUAUGUCCUGGGCCAACGAGAUUGGCGAGUCUAUAUAAA
Molecule: messenger RNA, 1764 nt
Organism: Dermacentor andersoni
Lineage: Eukaryota; Metazoa; Arthropoda; Arachnida; Ixodida; Ixodidae
Source: RefSeq, a predicted model, not a curated record